This is a messenger RNA of Tigriopus californicus, 2227 nucleotides long. RefSeq lists its product as uncharacterized. The transcript has 2 exons. The record is from RefSeq and is a predicted model, not a curated record. NCBI's taxonomy places the organism in Eukaryota, Metazoa, Arthropoda, Copepoda, Harpacticoida, Harpacticidae. The coding region runs from base 812 to 1984 and encodes 390 amino acids.
GGAAUUGUUUACAUCUCAUUGAAAUGGAUCGUUGACUUUUCAACAGUUUGGACGUUCCCAUUUUUUCGCCUAGGUAGUCAAUGAGCCAGUUAGUCAAUCGUAUAUUCGCCUACUUGGAUGUGCAAAGUGAGGAAAAAAGCUCCGGGAAUUCUCUGACUCAGCUCAGAUACAUACAAUCUUCACUUGAAAUAUCCUGUGUAGUGUGCAUGGUAUGUGUUUGUGAAAAGGGAUUCCGGAAAGUGCCAUCAACUUUGGAAAAACUUGGGGCAAAUUUGCAUUUUACUGGCGACCGGGACCGGGGAAACACCCUGAACCAAAGACACAGGGAUAGACACGGAGCAAUGAGAAUGAAUUUGGAAUUCCAACCCAUCUGACUAAUGCAUGAAGAUAAAAGUGUGCAAGGAAGUCAACAACCGGACUAAACGAUCUCCCUUUUUUCCCUCAACCCUCGACGGGAAAGGCUGCGUCUAAGGCUUUUUGUCUUUCAACCAUAGCUCUUCCCCUGGAAACAGGCCAUCUUGGCGGGUUGUGACUUAAUCAAGAGAAUGUGACAAAAGGGGAUCAGCCUCAAUAACGUCGUCUAAUUUCGUCCCAAGUUUCAAUAUGGCUCCAUCUCUCCUGUUGAGGCCAGCCAGCCACCUCGAUUUUUGACUAGCAUGCAAACGAGGGUAACCCAGAGCCUCCAAAGAAGACCGAGGACUGAGCACACGUUUGAUGGGGCGAGGUGACAUAAUUUGAUGUGGGAUAGAGAGGAUAUUCCAAAGGGACCUCACUCCAAGUACGAACAGGGUGGAGAAAACUACCUCGUCUGAUGAUGAUGACGCCGCAGAGGACCCAUGGCCGCAUUUCAUUAAAAAUGUCCCCGAUUAAUAAUUCCGUUUCGGUUUUGUGCUCAGAAAAAGGCGGCAAGUUUUGCCCUCGUUGCGUUGGACUCGAACCUGCACUCAACUGUGGCUGGUGCCAUGUGAUUGAGGGUUGUACCACCCGAUCUCAAUGCUUAGAUGGCCCAUGGUUACCUUCGGGAAGCGUCUGUCCAUACGAAACGAUUGUGGGCAUUUUCCUCCUCAGCGCGACGCUAAUCGCCAUUGUUAUCCUCAUUACUCUAUUUCUGUUGAUGGCUUUGCUUACCAAUUAUUUCGUUAAAAACAAUCUGAAGAACAUCCCUCCCUCAAAAUACGAGCCCCGGCUGAAAGGAAUCGCCCCAACGCCAACUUUACCUCAACCUUUUCCAGCGGCGGACUGCCAAUCCAAUCUUGAACCCAUUUAUGCCGCCAUCAAUAAACACCGAAGACGUCAUGGUGACGGAAUUCAUCCACCACUUCCUCCAACUCCUGCCAGUUCCAGUGUGACCUAUGGCAAGACUCGGGCUCGCCUGAGCAAGGUCUCAUUUAUGGAUAUUGUUUGGCAAGACAACGGAGUGAUGACAAGAUCUUUGACAUCUGAGGAAUGCACGAGUAGAGCUAAUUCUAACUCUGUCACCCGGGCUCCCCCUUCUAUGGCCUCGGCAUCCAUGCCCAGCGAGCCCACUCCGAUGAGUGGCACCACGUAUCUGGCCGAAUCCCCCUUUUCCUGUCAGACCAGCAUUGUUCCAAUGACAAGGAAUCAAUUUUAUCUGGUUGUGCAAAUCAAUAUGAAUGGAGGAAACCAAGAUGUGGGUAGCGAUUCUUCAGCCAGCACCACCACGAAUUUGACAACACAAGCAGAGGAAGAGGAGGAAGAACCAGAGGUACAGGGAGAGGAGGGGUUCUUGUCCAUGCCACCCCGAGAUGACUUGGAGGAGCGACUCUCAUUAUCAGAAUUGGGAAUUGUCAACCAGGGCAGAUGUAAUACGAAGGAGGCUGAACUCGAUCCAAACACGUCAGAUGAUAGCAGUGACCACGGCGACGGAACCAUUUCUUCCUCGUUGUCUUCGACUUCGCUAGCUUCCUCCCUCCAAACUGUGAUCUUGGCCCCUUCUUACUCCUUGAAGAACGAAAAAGCCUGACUGAUUCCAGGCAGUGAAUGAAUGAUCUCGGUGGUACACUCAUUUCUUGGGUAUUUAGCUAGGCUUUACACUUGCAAAUGGAUGCCAUUGUGAACUGUUGACAAUCUGCCAAUAUAUCCCUAGGAUUAGGCGCAAGUAUCAGACGAACAUUAAUACCCCCAUGAAUGCAAUAGAUCUACCAAGCUAAAUCCCCGUCUUCUCCUCAACUGUACGGCAAUGCUCUCCACAGCCCACUGUUGUCAG